Closterium sp. Yama58-4 is the source of this 780-nucleotide messenger RNA. Lineage: Eukaryota; Viridiplantae; Streptophyta; Zygnematophyceae; Desmidiales; Closteriaceae. The record is from the annotation of a GenBank genome assembly.
AUGCGCAUGGAGACAGUGGAGGCAUGGCGGGGUGCCAUGCUACCAGCCAUAGCACGCACCUCUCCCCUGCGCUCCCUUGUGCCUGACCUCGUCUCGCCUCUGCUUUCUGUCAUCUCAGCCACCCCCAUUCGCCCAGUGGCGGGGCAGCUAUUAACCCCGUGGGAGAAGGCCGCGCUCGCACAGCUCGUGGCCACCAUGCUUGACUAUGGCCUCUCCUACCGCCACGCGCACCAGCUGCCCUGGCACCGCCGUGCUUUUGCUGCUGGUUCUGCUGGUGGAGGGGAAGGGGGGGUUGGUGGUGGUGGAGAUGGGUACAUGGGCGGCCCUGUUCUGGAUCCUCCGCUCACGGAGUUUGUUGUGUUUGAGCCUCAUCAAGAACCGCAAGCUGCUGCGCCGCCACAAGCUGCCAAUGGUAUCUCACAGAGCAGCAAGGGGAAGGGUACCCAGGAAGGUGAUGGUCAGGCCAAGGAGAAUGGAAUCCCUAUGGAAAGUAAAGCUGUGAAGCCGCAGGAUGCUUCAGGCAGUGUUCAGCAAGGAAGCGACGCCAAACCAGCCAAAGUAAAGGAUUUGCCACGACGACCCUUCUGGGGCUUCACCAGGAAAGUGGAACAAAGCAGCCGGCCUAAAACUGUUGGGCAACCAAGUGGAGAUGGGGGUUCAGGCAUAAACGGUGCGGACAACAAGACAGCCAGUGAAAAGGCUAUUCGCAUCUCGUUCAAGUAUCACGAGGGUUUCACCAAUGCCGUUCGACGACCAGUUCUUUUCUCGGAGCUCUUGUAA